AAAAUAACCAAACAAACUCUCAGUCCACUUUGCUAUAUUCUUCUUCUUCUUCCCGUUCGGUUCACUUGGACUAGAUAAAAACAAAUCAACCUUCUUGCAAAUUUCUAACGCCCUUUAAUUUAAUACUUGUCUUUUCACUUGAUCAGAGAAUUUUCCAGCUAUUCAAUGGCCCAGGAUAUUCUUUCCAACGCUGAUUCACCUCGAAGAAGAUCGGGCCUAUUACGAGAUCAAGUUCAAUUGGUAAAAAGAAGCAACUCUUCUCGUUAUGAGAUAGUCCCAAUUCAAGAUCAGCUAUCAUUUGAGAAGGGUUUCUUUAUAGUGAUCCGUGCAUGCCAGUUGUUGGUUCAGAAGAAUGAAGGAAUUGUACUGGUGGGAGUCGCUGGUCCUUCGGGGGCUGGAAAGACCGUUUUCACAGAAAAGAUCCUGAAUGUUAUGCCUAGUAUUGGUAUCAUAAACAUGGACAACUACAAUGAGCCCAGUCGUAUCGUUGAUGGAAACUUUGACGAUCGACAGUUGACUGACUAUGAGACUCUACUCGAGAAUAUACAUGGGCUGAAAGCGGGGAAGCCUGUUCAAGUUCCUAUAUACGAUUUUAAAUCAAGCUCUCGCGUGGGUUAUAGGACACUAGAAGUUCCAAGAUCUCGAAUUGUUAUAAUUGAAGUUAUAAUUGAAGGGAUAUACGCCUUGAGUGAGAAAUUGAGGCCAUUGCUAGAUCUUCGUGUGUGUGUCACUGGUGGAGUGCACUUUGACUUAGUGAAACGGGUUCUUAGGGACAUCCAACAUGCUGGACAAGAGCCCGAGGAGAUAAUCCAACAAAUCUCUGAAACGGUGUAUCCUAUGUACAAAGCCUUUAUUGAGCCUGAUCUACAGACAGCUCAUAUCAAAAUUAUCAACAAGUUUAACCCGUUCGCUGGAUUUCAGAACCCCACAUAUGUUUUAAAGUCAACAAAAACUGUGACUGUAGACCAGAUCAAGGCUGUGUUUUCAAAUGAAUACAAGGAAACUACAGAGGAAACUUAUGAUAUUUAUCUCCUACCUCCUGGUGAAGAUCCUGAAGCUUGCCAAUCAUAUCUGAGGAUGAGGAACAAGGAUGGAAAAUACACUCUUAUGUUUGAGGAAUGGGUUACAGAUAGUCCCUUUAUUAUAUCACCAAGAAUCACCUUUGAGGUCAGUGUACGACUUCUUGGUGGGUUGAUGGCAUUAGGAUAUUCAAUUGCAACCAUUUUGAAAAGGAGCAGCCACAUCUUCUCUGAUGACAAGGUUUGUGUGAAAACAGAUUGGUUGGAGCAACUUAAUCGUCACUAUGUUCAGGUGCAAGGAAGAGAUCGCUUACAUGUAAAAUAUGUUGCUGACUCUCUGGGUUUGGAUGGUUCAUAUAUUCCUCGCACUUACAUCGAACAAAUUCAGCUGGAGAAGCUUUUAAACGAUGUUCUGGCAUUGCCAGCUGAUCUGAAGACAAAGCUGAGCAUAGAAGAUGAUUUUGUCUCAAGCCCUAGAGAAGCUUUGUCCCGAGCCUCGGCAGAUAGGAGAACAAAGUUUCUAAAUCGCGGUAUCUCACAGUCAUACUCAACACAACGAGAAAAACACCUGUCCAAGCUGACAAAACUUGCGGUUAAUAGUAGAAGAUAUGAUGGGAGAACCCCUGAUUCUCCAGCGCCAGUGGCUAAUCAGGGAGUUGUUUCUCAACUUUCAGAACAAAUUUCCACUCUGAGUGAGCGAAUGGACGAGUUUACAUCUCGGAUGGAAGAGCUAAACUCAAAAAUAUCUGCCAAUAGAGUUUCUGCUAGUCAACAAAAUUUGGCAGUGCAGGCUGAAUCUUGCAAUGGUUCCACACCCACUUCUCUUUUUGUGGCUGGUUUAUGCAAUGGCUCAUUGACUGGUUCUCUUUUACCUCAUUCAUCAUCGGCUUCCCAACUGGCAAGAGAAUCUUCUAUAUUGGAAGAGGUAUUUUGCGUGCUUAUCUUUUCCACUAAUUAGAGGCAAAGGCAUGGCGAGG
Lycium ferocissimum is the source of this 1996-nucleotide messenger RNA. Its product is annotated as inorganic pyrophosphatase TTM1-like. The record is from RefSeq and is a predicted model, not a curated record. Gene Ontology annotation, molecular function: ATP binding; kinase activity. Gene Ontology annotation, cellular component: cytoplasm. NCBI's taxonomy places the organism in Eukaryota, Viridiplantae, Streptophyta, Magnoliopsida, Solanales, Solanaceae.